AUGACUAUCACAUUGGACGAUGUCGCUACUAUCCUAGGGCUUCCCAUUAUAGGCAAAUCUAUUAGUGUGCGUAAGUUGUCAGAAAGGUGGGCCAUUGCAUUAGUAGUUAAUACCUUGGAAAUUGAUGAGCAAGACGUCAGACAUGAGAUAUGUAGUGCUGGAGGCAAUUCAGUGAGGCUUAAAUGGUUGAGGGCACACUUUCAUAAUGUCACAGACAAUGAUUCAAUAGAAAGAAUUGCAUGUACAGGUAGAGCAUACUUGCUAUUUUUGUUAUGUUGUACACUUUUCAGUGAUAAGACUUGUACUAGGGUCCUUGUUGUUUAUUUGAGUUUGUUGUCCGAUUUGAUGAUUGUAUCUUCAUAUGCUUGGCGUGCUGCUGCAUUGGCAUACUUAUAUAGGCAGUUGGGGUACGCUAGCAGGUCCGGCGUAAAACAAAUAGCCGGUUACAUGACACUCCUUGAGGGAUGGAUUUAUGAGCACUUUCGUGGAUUCCAACCACACUUGAAUAUGAAUUACACUCGAGACAUGCCACAUGUUUACCGUUGGACUCCUCGGAGAGAGUCUAGUGAAGAGACACAGUUGCAGGCUUUUCGAGAGGAGCUUGAUAGGUUGGGUAUACAUGAUGUUAUUUGGGACUCGUACCAGAGUUGUAGAGAUGUCCAUCCAUGUCAUCCAGUUACGUUCUACCACGGUUGUCUCAAGUGUUUGGAAGUAGUUGAACCAUAUCACCCUGAUAGAGUGUUGAGACAGUUUGGCAGAGUACAGACAAUCCCUAAUCCACCACUUGGCCCUAUACGGGCUUCUCAAUGA
Molecule: messenger RNA, 810 nt
Organism: Camellia sinensis
Lineage: Eukaryota; Viridiplantae; Streptophyta; Magnoliopsida; Ericales; Theaceae
Source: RefSeq, a predicted model, not a curated record